AAGGUCUUGCCUUUUUUUUCUACCUUCUCCCGCAGGUGUUAUUGAGAAGUUGCAUGAAGCAGCGUACAAAAAUACCCUGUCCAACUCUCUGUACUGCCCGGACUACAUGGUCGGCCGUGUCUCUUCUGCACAGCUGCAUUCAUUUGUUGCGGACAAUUUCACCACUGGGAGAAUGGCUCUUGUAGGACUAGGUGUGAAGCACUCUGUCCUAAGGCAGUUGGGCGAGGGGCUCCUGAGUGAGCGCAGCGGGGCGGGAGCGCCUGUGGCUCAGGCUGUGUACCGCGGAGGUGAGCUGCGUGUGCAGAACACCGAUGACCUGGUCCACGCCCUGAUUACCAGCGAGGGCGGUGUGACAGGAAGCGCAGAGGCUAAUGCCUUCACCGUGCUGCAGAGGAUCCUGGGAGCUGGGCCACAUAUUAAGAGAGGCUCCAACAUCGCCAGCAAGCUGAGCCAGGGUAUUGCCAAAGCCACCACACAGCCAUUUGAUGCCACAGCCUUCAAUGCCUCAUACACCGACUCCGGCCUGUUUGGCAUAUAUACCAUUGCACAAGCUGACUCAGCAGGAGAGGUGAUCCAAGCUGCCGUUGCUCAGGUGAGCGGUGUGGCAGAGGGAAAUGUAUCGGAGGAGGACGUCAUCAGAGCAAAGAACCAGGUGAAGGCAGAGUACCUGAUGUCAAUAGAGAGCGACGAGAGUCUGAUGGAGGAGAUCGGGGCUCAGGUUCUGAGCACUGCAGCGUACCAGCUCCCUGACGCCAUCCUCCAGGCCAUAGAUGGUGUCACCCAUGACGAAGUGGUCAAGGCUGCGAGCAAAUUUGUGGAUGGCAAGAAGACCAUGGCAUCUUGUGGACAGCUGUUGAAUACACCAUUCGUUGAUGAAUUAUGAAGAUAAAUCAUAAGAACGGUUGGUUUUAUUAAUGGCUCGCUGUGCCGGGCUGCUUCAAAAGGAAAGAGGACAUCAGAGCCUCCUGCAACAAUUCAUCUGAUGUCACCAAUCAUGUGUCUGUCCUGCAGUGAGUGCACCAACAAGGACCUGGAGAAUCAUAAUGCAAUAUCUUUUUUGUUUUCUGUCAAUUUAACUGUAUAUCUAUGUAAAUUAAAGAACGUGAUAACCA
This is a messenger RNA of Notothenia coriiceps (black rockcod), 1112 nucleotides long. Its product is annotated as cytochrome b-c1 complex subunit 2, mitochondrial-like. The record is from RefSeq and is a predicted model, not a curated record. The transcript has 8 exons. Bases 107 to 883 code for a protein of 258 amino acids. Gene Ontology annotation, molecular function: metal ion binding. Gene Ontology annotation, cellular component: mitochondrion. Lineage: Eukaryota; Metazoa; Chordata; Actinopteri; Perciformes; Nototheniidae.